GCCCCCCUCCCCUCCCUCCCCCAUCCAACCACUCACCUCUCAUUAACUCUCCUCCCCUUUCCCCUAAUAUUAAUCCCCACGCGCGUCACUCACUUUACAAAUCUCUCUCUCUCUCUCUCUUACUGAUUUAUCAUAACUUAACCACCCCACUAUACGGUACUGCUUCUUGUGCCACUUCACAAAUUAACCGGCGGAAAUGAGCUACGAAGGCCCAUUUUCCGGCGACUGCGAUGCCGGAAAGGGUGGUGAUCAUCAUGAGCCGAGGCCGGAGAAAGGAGAAGGGAGUAAUAAUGAGAAACCCAGAAAAGUGGCAUUCCGCAAACUAUUUGCAUUUGCUGAUGUGUACGACUACUUUCUAAUGGGGAUAGGAUCCGUGGGAGCGUGCAUUCACGGUGCAUCAGUCCCCGUUUUCUUCAUCUUCUUCGGGAAGUUGAUAAACAUCAUUGGAAUUGCUUAUCUCUUCCCUGCCUCCGUUUCUCACAAGGUCGCCAAGUACUCAUUGGAUUUUGUAUAUCUCAGUGUGGUGAUAUUAUUUUCGUCGUGGACUGAAGUGGCGUGUUGGAUGCAUAGUGGGGAGAGGCAAGCGGCGAAAAUGAGGAUGGCAUAUUUGAGGAGCAUGUUGAAUCAAGAUAUUAGCCUUUUUGACACUGAAGCUUCAACCGGCGAGGUUAUUUCUGCAAUUACCACUGACAUUAUCGUGGUUCAAGACGCCAUCUCUGAGAAGGUGGGGAACUUCAUACAUUACAUGAGCCGUUUUGUGGCAGGGUUUGCAAUAGGGUUUUUGAGUGUGUGGCAAAUCAGCCUGGUCACACUGUCCAUCGUCCCAUUAAUCGCCAUCGCCGGCGGCGUCUACGCCUAUGUCGGCACCGGUCUUAUUGCCCAAGUUCGAAAAUCCUACGUCAAGGCUGGAAACAUUGCUGAAGAGGUAAUUGGAAAUGUUAGAACGGUGCAAGCAUUUGCGGGAGAAGAGAGAGCAGUAAAAUCAUACAGAAGAGCUCUCCGGAAUACUUACAAGUAUGGGAAGAAAGCAGGAUUAGCCAAGGGCCUGGGACUAGGCACACUGCACUGUGUCCUUUUUCUUUCCUGGGCAUUGCUUGUUUGGUUCACUAGUAUUAUUGUUCAUAAGCACAUUGCAAAUGGCGGAGAAUCUUUCACCACCAUGCUCAAUGUUGUUAUUGCUGGCCUGUCACUGGGGCAGGCUGCUCCAGAUGUCUCUGCAUUUAUCCGAGCAAAGGCAGCUGCCUAUCCUAUUUUUGAGAUGAUUGAGAGAAACACUAACAGAACUAGCUCUAAAACUGGUCGGAAACUAAACAAGAUAGAGGGCCACAUUCAAUUCAAGGAUGUACGUUUUAGUUACCCUUCUCGCCCUGAUGUUAUUAUAUUCAAUAAAUUCUGUCUUGAUAUUCCUUCGGGGAAGAUAGUGGCUCUUGUGGGAAGAAGUGGGUCUGGAAAGAGCACGGUUAUAUCUUUGAUCGAGCGCUUUUAUGAGCCUCUUUCUGGACAGAUACUCUUGGAUGGGAAUGACAUCAGGGGGCUUGACCUCAAGUGGUACAGGCAAAAUAUUGGGUUGGUUAAUCAAGAGCCUGCACUUUUUGCUACAAGCAUUAGGGAGAACAUUGUCUAUGGAAAAUAUGAUGCAACCCUUGAUGAGAUCACACGUGCUGCAAAACUUUCAGACGCUAUUUCUUUCAUUAAAAACCUUCCUGAUAGAUAUGAAACUCAGGUUGGCGAGAGGGGCAUACAGUUAUCUGGUGGACAGAAGCAAAGGAUUGCAAUAUCACGUGCAAUAGUGAAGAAUCCAUCAAUACUACUACUGGAUGAAGCUACUAGUGCACUUGAUGCUGAGUCCGAGAAGAGUGUGCAGGAAGCACUAGAUCGUGUAAUGGUGGGACAAACAACUGUGGUGGUUGCUCACCGGCUUUCCACCGUUAGAAAUGCAGAUGUGAUAGCUGUUGUUCAAGAAGGGAAAAUAGUUGAGACUGGGAACCAUGAUGAGCUCAUUUCAAACCCAAACAGUGCCUAUGCAUCCCUUGUUCAGCUCCAAGGAGCAGCUUCUUUACAGCAUCACCCCUGCCAGGGAACUACCAUGGGACGGCAACUUAGUAUGAAGUAUUCACAUGAAUUAUCCCAUAGAACGAUGAGCUUUCGUGGAAGUUUUCGGUCUGACAGAGAAUCUGUGAGCCAAUUUAGUACUGAUGGUGCAGAGACUGCAGAGUCCAGACGUGUUUCAGUAAAAAGAAUAUAUUCCAUGGUGGGUCCUGACUGGAUUUACGGAGUGUUUGGCACCAUUGGUGCACUCAUUGCUGGUGCCCAGAUGCCUCUGUUUGCUCUUGGGGUCAGUCAGGCUCUUGUAUCAUAUUACAUGGACUGGGAUACAACACGGCAUGAAAUCAAGAAAAUUGCGCUCCUCUUUGCUGGGGGUGCUGUUGUCACUGUCAUCGUUCAUGCCAUUGAGCAUCUCUGCUUUGGAAUCAUGGGAGAACGCCUCACACUUCGUGUGCGAGAAAUGAUGUUUUCUGCCAUUUUGAGGAAUGAGAUUGGAUGGUUCGAUGAGACAAACAACACAAGUUCUAUGCUUACAUCUCGUCUAGAAACUGAUGCAACUUUGUUGCAAACUAUAGUUGUUGAUCGUUCCACAAUUCUCAUACAGAAUGUAGGCUUGGUUAUCACUUCAUUCAUUGUUGCCUUCCUUCUGAACUGGAGGAUCACACUUGUUGUCUUGGCCACAUAUCCAUUGAUCAUUAGUGGUCACAUCAGCGAGAAACUCUUCAUGCAAGGUUAUGGUGGCGACUUGAGCAAAGCAUAUCUCAAAGCUAACAUGUUUGCUGGUGAGGCUGUGAGUAACAUUCGAACUGUUGCUGCAUUUUGUUUAGAGGAAAAAGUCUUAGACCUUUAUGCUGGUGAGCUCGUUGAGCCUUCCAGGCGUUCAUUCACUCGUGGUCAGAUUGCUGGCAUACUUUAUGGCAUCUCUCAGUUCUUCAUAUUCUCAGCCUAUGGUCUUGCUUUAUGGUAUGGUUCUGUUUUGAUGGGGAAAGAGAUUUCUGGCUUUAAAUCAAUCAUGAAGGCAUUUAUGGUUCUGAUAGUCACAGCAUUAGCUAUGGGUGAAACGUUGGCAAUGGCUCCGGACCUUCUAAAGGGAAACCAGAUCGUGGCAUCAAUCUUUGAAGUAAUGGACCGAAAAACUGAGGUCAUAGCAGAUGUUGGAGAAGAACUAACGAGAGUUGAAGGUAUAAUUGAGCUAAGAGAUGUCCGGUUCAGUUACCCUUCGAGGCCUGAGGUUGUUAUUUUCAAAGAUUUUAAUCUUAGAGUGAAUUUGGGCAAAAGCAUGGCAUUAGUGGGUCAAAGUGGCUCUGGGAAAAGCUCAGUGCUUUCUCUUAUACUUCGUUUUUAUGAUCCAAUAUCUGGGAAGGUGGUGAUUGAUGGGAAGGACAUCAAGAAACUUAAGCUCAAAUCCCUUCGAAAACACAUUGGCCUAGUCCAACAAGAACCGGCACUCUUUGCAACAUCAAUCUAUGAAAACAUCAUCUAUGGAAAAGAAGGAGCCUCAGAAGGAGAGGUAAUUGAAGCAGCCAAGCUUGCUAAUGCACACAGCUUCAUCAGUUCCCUUCCCGGGGGAUACUCAACCAAUGUUGGUGAGCGAGGUGUACAACUAUCUGGGGGCCAGAAGCAAAGAAUAGCCAUUGCCCGAGCUAUUUUGAAGAACCCAAAAAUCUUGCUACUAGACGAAGCCACAAGUGCUCUAGAUGUAGAGUCUGAGCGUGUGGUGCAACAAGCUCUAGACAGGUUGAUGAAGAACAGGACAACUGUGAUGGUGGCACAUAGGUUGUCCACCAUUAAAAAUGCAGAUGAAAUAUCAGUUAUACAAGAUGGGAAGAUAAUAGAGCAGGGGACUCACUCUAUGCUCUUAGAGAACAAGGAUGGACCAUACUAUAAGUUGGUCAAUUUACAGCAACAGCAGCAACAAUAGCUGCAGUAAUAGCUAGCAUUAAUAUAAUCAGAUUACUCAAAUGAUUUAAGUUAGGGUACAUUGUUUCAAUACUACCUGUUUACCCUUUUUUGGGUUCAUUUUCUUUCUUUUUUUUUUUUUUUUCUAAAUAAUAAAAUGUGUUGGAAGAUGAUAACCACACAGAUUUGAAGAUGUACAAAAGAGAAGCCGCAUUUUUUCUGUGCUA
Molecule: messenger RNA, 4172 nt
Organism: Malania oleifera
Lineage: Eukaryota; Viridiplantae; Streptophyta; Magnoliopsida; Santalales; Ximeniaceae
Product: ABC transporter B family member 2-like
Exons: 12
Coding region: 197-3967 (1256 amino acids)
Biological process (GO): transmembrane transport
Cellular component (GO): membrane
Molecular function (GO): ATP hydrolysis activity; ABC-type transporter activity; ATP binding
Source: RefSeq, a predicted model, not a curated record